This is a messenger RNA of Haliotis rufescens (red abalone), 755 nucleotides long. RefSeq names its product protein Abitram-like. Gene Ontology annotation, molecular function: actin monomer binding; actin filament binding. Gene Ontology annotation, biological process: dendrite morphogenesis; regulation of actin filament polymerization; regulation of filopodium assembly. Gene Ontology annotation, cellular component: filopodium tip; lamellipodium; dendrite. Bases 55 to 633 code for a protein of 192 amino acids. The record is from RefSeq and is a predicted model, not a curated record. Lineage: Eukaryota; Metazoa; Mollusca; Gastropoda; Lepetellida; Haliotidae. The transcript is spliced from 5 exons.
GUUGAAAAAGUACUGACUUCCGGAGUAGAGGAAAACCUGUUUCUACAGAUCAAAAUGGACAACAGUGAGCCCAAUGCGAAGAUGGACGUUGAACAAGAUGAAGCCUUAGGAUCUAAAAGACCCCCUACUGUUGUAGAAAGAUAUUUCGAACAACGUUUUAAAAUCAAUGUGAAAGGGAAGCAGAGGGAGGACCACUGUGUAUUGUCCCAUUCCAACAGAAUCUGCAUUGUAACAUUGGCACAAUCUCAUCCUGUUGUUGCCCAAAAGAAAACGGUCACAUCUGUCAACUUUAAAGUUAAGGACAACAUCGACAGACUUGACAAUAAAGUUACUGGAAAAUCAAAAAGAGGUGCCCAGAUUUUGAAAGCCAACUCGCCACUGUGUAUAAUUACAUGUGAAGAUGGGUCGGAGUUCACCGUGUACAGCUGCAUCAGAGGGAUGCUGGUUGAGGUCAACGAACAUUUGUCAGAAAAACCAAAUCUUGUUGUCGAUAAAUUUCAGACAGAAGGAUACAUUGCCGUCGUUCUGCCCCGUCUGUAUGAGUUCGAGAGGGAGAUGAAGUCGUUGUUGUCACAUGAAGUUUACAAAUCCAAGAUGGCCGAGCGCGACCUUGAAGCUCCCGGUGGUACCUGAACGUGAUCCGUGUGUUAUUUAGAACCGGGGUACCGCGGACCAGUUAUGUCUCAACCUGUGUUACAAAAAAAAGAAAGCAACUUAUUUUCUGUAUUGCAAAAAGUAAAGAAAUUGAGAUCAUU